CUGGCUGACUGUCCGGUCGCUCGGAGCGCUGUCCGGGGGCCGGGGGGAGGGGAGGGGGGCUGCACGGUGCACUGUGCACGGACCCAAGGUCGACGGACGCACGCAUGCGCGGACCCCGGGACCCUACACACACAUACACACAUACUAGAGACGGACGGACUGACACAGAUAUUGUUAGGAGAUGACCGCGACAGCGACCUGCUGGUGGUGGUUAUGGUGACGAUGUGUGCUCCACACCCCCCCGCUCCCCGCCCCGCUAGUAGCCGCUCGCCCUCCGCGGACCGCGCGUCAGUCGGUCGCGGAGCGCGGUCCGUGUCAGUAGUUUCUCUCGCCGCCUGUCAGUGUACAGCCCUCGUGUUCGCGGGAGCCCCGCCGGCUGCGUGUAUUAAUAGCGGUCGUUAUCACGGCGACCUCGAGGACGAGCCGAGACGCCGCGAGGUCGCCGCCACCUGCGCGCCUCUCGCCCCCUCCCCCCGCCCCCUCCUCGUCCUCGUCCUCUCAUCUGUUCAUCGUCAGCUCGGUUCUCUUACAACGACAUACGGAACUUGCGCGACACACGGACACACGCACAGACACGAUCGCCCAACUAUCAGCUGUCACUUGCCAUCCGCCAGACGCCACCUGCUGUCCCGUGUGUCACGUAAUGUUCUCUCAUAUCGGUGUCACCGUCGCCUUUCGUGUGUGUAUGUAUGUGUCUGCGCGUGUCCUGUACUAGACCCAGUGAACUAUCUCUGUAUGGCAGUAGUCGCCGUCGGUCGUGUCACGUACCAGGGCGACAUCGCCGUGUCGGAGGUUCGGAUCGCUCGUGACUGUUUCUCCUCGUCAGCCGAGCCUCACGGUGCGGGGCGCGGGGUGCGGAGGGGCUCCGUAUCGCCGGUGCACGUGUCCCCACUGGCCCGCUCCCCCCGUCCUUCCGUCCGCUCUAAUCAUCCGUCUCUGUCUCUCUCACGGUGCGGUCCGCCGCCCCCUUUCUCUGCCUCGCUCUGUCCCGCCCCUUCCCCGCGCCCCGGCCCACCGGUCGUCUGUGUCGGGCGCUCCGUCUGUUAUUUCUAUAUCAGUCGCUUGCCGUCCGCGCCGCUGUCGGCGAGCUCUCCCCUCCUCCCGGCCCCCCCUGCCCCCGCACUGUGUCACCCGCGCCCCUGGUUCGCCCGACAGGUCCGGCGUCGAGUCCCACGUGCGGAAUCGGUGAUAACGGUCGGAGUAUGA
This is a messenger RNA of Danaus chrysippus (African queen), 1206 nucleotides long. NCBI's taxonomy places the organism in Eukaryota, Metazoa, Arthropoda, Insecta, Lepidoptera, Nymphalidae. The record is from the annotation of a GenBank genome assembly.